CACAGAGUCAUCGAUUAGGACGCGGCUGUCAUCGUCUCAUGCGGAAGUCGGGUUAAAAAAAGUGACGCUGUCCUCGGCAGCGGAGGGUUCCAUCCGCGGGUGUCAGUCAUGGUGUUCGAGUCUAUGGUCGGUGACCUCCUCAACAGGUUUAUCGGAGACUAUGUGGAGAACUUGGACAAGUCCCAGCUCAAGAUCGGGAUCUGGGGAGGAAAUGUUGUGCUCGAGAACCUGAAAGUCAAGGAAAAUGCGCUGAGUGAAUUUGAUGUCCCGUUCAAGGUGAAGGCUGGGCAGAUAGGUACGCUGACGCUGAAGAUUCCCUGGAAGAACCUCUACAAUGACGCUGUGGUGGCGACCCUAGAUGGACUCUACCUUCUGGUUGUUCCCGGAGCCACUGGAUCUCAGCUGAGAACAUGUCCCUUUAACGCCAUCAAGUAUGACGCGGCUAAGGAGGAGCGCUACCAGCAGGAGGCGAAGCAGCGCGAGCUGCAGCGCAUCGAGGAGGCACUACAGAUGGCAGCCCGCCGAGCGUCGCACACUGGCGAGCUGCUCUUCAGUCUGGAAAGCGUUGUUUAUAAGGAGCCCGUGGACGUCCCCAAAGGACAUAAAAAAUUUAAAAAGCACAAAAAAGCUCUGAAGAAGCUGAAACAUCGCGUGAACAAACCAGAAAAGCCUCAUGAGGAGAAGAAGGACACGUUCAUGGAGAAAUUGGCCACCCAGGUGAUCAAGAACUUGCAAGUAAAGAUCAGCAGCAUCCACCUGCGCUACGAGGAUGAUGUUUCUGACCCACAGCGCCCCCUGUCCAUGGGAGUCACUCUGUCAGAACUCAGCCUGCAGACCACUGAUGAGAACUGGAAGUGCUGCAUCCUCAACGAAGCAGCAAAGAUCACCUACAAGCUUGGCCGUCUGGAGUGUCUGUGCGCCUACUGGAACGUCAACAGUCAGAUUUUCUACAAAGACUCAUGGCAGGACAUUGUGGAUAAAUUAAAAAGUGGGAUCAGUACUAAGGAUCAGGAGCUACCUCAAUAUCACUACAUAUUUAAACCCAUCUUUGCGUCCGCCAAAAUGCGCAUCAACCCAAACGCCGAGCAGGAACUGCAAUCUCCAAAAGCCAAGCUGCACCUGGAGGUGCAGAACAUUGCUAUAGAGAUGACCAGACCUCAGUAUGCCACCAUGGUGGAGCUGCUGGAGUCAAUUGACCGCAUGGUGAAGAACACUCCUUACAGGAAGUUUAGGCCUGAAACUCCCAUCCAUGCCAACGCCAAAGUCUGGUGGCGUUACGCCUUCAACAGUAUCCUGGAGGUCCACAUCCGCCACACCAGCCGCAUGUGGUCCUGGUCCAACAUCAGACACCACCGCGAGAAUGUUAAGGCCUACAAGUUGGCCUAUAAGACCAAAGUACUGAGCCAGAACAAGCUCAACGCCGACACCGAGCGCCAGAUUCAGGACCUGGAGAAAGUUCUGGAUGUGUUCAGCAUCACAUUGGCUCGCCAGCAAGCUCAGAUGGAGGUGGUCCGCUCAGGGCAGAAGCCGGGGAGCAAGAAGGCAUCGGGGGGGCAGAAGCAGGGAGGAGGCGGUUUCUUUAGCAGCUUCUUCAGCAGAAAGGCCAAGAAGGAGGAGCAGGAUCCUGAGGAGAGCAAGGAGGCUGAGGGUUCAGCUCUGGACGGGAUCAUGACUGCAGAGGAGAAGGAGAAGCUCUACACCGCCAUCGGCUACAGCGGCAGCUCUCACAACCUGACUUUACCCAAACAGUACGUCGCCGUGGUGGUCACCUUCCAGCUCUGCAGGACCUCGGUGACUGUCCGAGACCAGCCGGACGUCCCAGAGAUCCUCAAAGUCCAGAUGAUUGACCUUAGUUCUAAAAUCUCUCAGCGCCCUGGAGCUCAGGCCGUGAGGGUGGAGGCGGCCCUGCAGCACUGGUAUGUGACAGGAUUACUGCAGCAGGGGGCGGUGCCCUCGCUCAUUGCCUCAGUAGGUGACUCCACCUCUUCACUGCUCAAUUUUACCUUUGAGUUGAACCCAGAAGAGAGCGCCGCCGACCAGCUGUUGAGGGUGGACUCGCAGCCCGUGGAAAUCAUCUACGACGCUAUGACUGUCAACAGUUUGGUGGAAUUCUUCAAGAUGGGGAAGGGUGUGGACUUGGAGGUUUUGACCUCUGCUACACUCUCCAAACUGGAGGAGUUUAAAGAAAAAACAGCAACAGGUUUAUCCCACAUCAUUGAGACCCGGAAGGUUCUGGACUUGAGGAUAGACCUGCGUCCGUCCUAUCUGCUGCUACCCAAGUCAGGAUUCUACUGCAACACGUCUGAGCUCAUCAUUGUGGACUUUGGCAGCCUUAAAUUCAACAGCGUGGAGCAGAACGUUCAGCAGUCGUCGCCAUCCUUUUCAUCUCUGGAGGAGAUCAUGGAUCGGGCGUACGAGCCAUACAACAUAGAGCUGCGAAGGGUCCAAGUCCUCUACAGCAAGUCAGGUGAGACCUGGAAGUCAGCUCGGUUGCAGAGUUCGUCCGUCCAGCACAUCCUUCAGCCGCUGGACUUCACUGUGCGUUUGUCAAAGUGUAUGGUGGACAAUGACGCCAGAAUGCCCAGGUUGAAGGUUUCAGGCGAGCUGCCGCUCUUGCACGUGAAGAUCUCAGAUCAGAAAAUCCAAAACAUUAUGGAGUUGGUAGACAGCAUUCCUCUGCCACACGUGGGCUCCACCCCCUCCACUCCAACUGAGAAGGUGCUCUCAUUGGCAGAAUCGCGACCAUGUGCGCUCAGUCUUCCCCCCGCCCUCCUCAGCACGGCAGAGACAGAUUCCGAUGAGGACGCCAGCGGGAAGUCCACUGAUGACGAGCAUCAGCGCUUGGCUGUUGAAGAUCUCACAGACCUUCAGUUCAAAUUUGAGGUCAAAGAGGUACUGUUGGAGCUGACGCGGCAAGCGGACCAGGAGAAGACGGUGCUGUCACUUAGUGUCUGUCAGCUUGGAGCUGAGGGGAAGAGUCGGAGCUUCGACCUGAGCAUCACAUCCUACCUGCGUACAGUGGCGCUGGAUUAUUGUGAUGUUCCAGAUAACGGCAGUCCUCCACUUCACCUGAUCAGCUGCUCCGAGCAGCAGAGUUCGGACCUUCUCAAGGUGGCGUUCAUCAAGGCUGACCCUAGCGGGCCCAGCUUCCAAACACUGUUCAAUAACACAGAGCAAAUGCUAAAGGUGGAGUUUUCUUCCCUGGACUUCCUCCUUCAUGCUAAAGCGUUGCUUGCAACCAUCAACUUCCUGACCAGCGCGAUGCCACCACAGCUGCUCUCUCCUCGCAACCCUGAUGCAAGGAAGCAAGUUGAAAAGGGAUGGGGCCGGACGGUGUCCAAAGGAGUUAAAAAUGUUGAAGCAUUCAACUUCAAGUUGUUCGCCAUGUUGGGGUGUUUCCACGUGGAGGUGUGUGACGACCGCCGUCGCAUCGCCGACAUUCGGGUCCAAGGUAUUGAUGCGUCAGUGCUGGUGCAGGCGAAGCAGACGGAGGUGUUUGCCCGACUCCGAGACAUUGUGGUCAGAGACGUCAACCCUCAAAGCAUUCACACCAAGGCGGUUUCCAUCGUAGGGGAGGAGGUGUUCAGCUUCCAACUGUUCUUGUUUUCGGGGGCGACCGAGGGGGACAACUACAGCGACAUGUCCAAGGUGGACGGGAAAGUCACCAUGCGUCUGGGCUGCAUUCAGAUCGUCUACCUGCACAAGUUCCUGAUGUCCCUGCUGAUGUUUGUCGACAACUUCCAGACGGCCAAAGAAGCUUUGAGCAGCGCCACCGCUCAGGCAGCCGAGAAAGCGGCAUCCAGCGUUCGCGACUUUGCCCAGAAGAGUUUCCGUCUGUCCAUGGACAUAAAGCUGAAGGCGCCGCUCAUCAUUAUCCCCCAGUCGUCCACCUCCCAGAAUGCCGUGGUAGUGGAUCUGGGUCUCAUCAAGGUGUCGAACAGCUUCUCCUUGCUGCCAGCCGAAGGCUUCUCACUGCCGGUCGUGGUGGACAAGAUGGACGUUCGUCUGACGCAUCUAAAGCUCUCCAGAACUACGCUGAGCAAAGACUCGUCACUGCCAGAGAUUGAGAUCCUGCAGCCAAUCAACGUUGAGCUCCUCGUCACCAGGAACAUGGCCGCCGCCUGGUACACCAAGAUCCCCGGCGUCCACGUCCAAGGAGUCCUGCGGUCCCUGAAGGUGGGUCUAGGAGAGGAAGACGUGAGUGUGCUGAUGAAGGUUCUGCUGGAGAACAUUGGAGAAGGAAGCAGGGAGCACAAAAUGGACGCCAACCCACGCAAACCUCAAGCCACAGACACCGCGGAGCUCGCAGAGCGGCAGGUAGAGGUGACGUUGUCAUCGGAACGUGGCAGCGACGCCAUCGCUAACGGCGGUCCGUGUGAAAACACCGUCAACGUCCUGCUCAACUUUGAAGUCCAAGAGGUUUUGCUGACCGUGAAGAAAAAGAAGCCCAGCGAGCAGAAGGAAUCUCCUUUCUUGGUCUUCACCCUUGCUCACCUGGGCGUGGACACUAAAGUCAGGAAGUACGACACCUGUGCCACCACCUACAUCAAGAAGAUGCUCCUCACCUGUUUGGAGUUCAAAGACGCCAACGGUGAGCCGCUGUGUCUCGUCAACUCAUCAGUGGGGUCUGGAGCCGAGCUGCUCAAAGUGCAGUACUUCAAGGCUGAUCGCCACGGACCCAAUUUCUCCAGCGUGUACAAAAACACGGAGCAAAUGAUUAACGUGACUUUCGCCUCGCUCGACCUCAUGCUCCACACCCAAGCUCUCCUGUCUGCCGUCAACUUCCUGUCAGGAGCGCUGUCUUCAGGCAGCAUGGCGUCUUCGGAGAAAACUGUUAGGCUCAAAGCGGAAGACAGCAAAAUGAUGACCACCAAGUCGAACGUGUCCACGUCGCCCGCACAUAGGGAGGUCAUCGACCUGAAGGUGAUGGUGACACUGGGGGCCUUCAACGUCCUGGUGUGUGACCAGAGCUGCAACAUGGCCGACAUCAAAAUCCAAGGUAUAAACGGAUUGCUGCUGGUGCAAGGACCGCAGACUCACAUAUCAGCACGCCUGAAGGACUUCAUAGUCCUCAACGUGGAUCCUUCAAGCAUCCACAAGAAGGCCAUCUCCAUCGUGGGCGAUGAGGUGUUCAGUUUCUCCAUGAGUCUGACUCCCAAUGCCACAGAAGGCUCUGGAUACGCAGACACGGCCAAAACCGAUGGUCGUGUGAAGCUGAACGUGGGCUGCAUCCAGGUGGUCUACCUGCACAAGCUGGUCAUGUCGCUGCUGAACUUCACCAACAACUUCCAGACAGCCAAGGUAGCUCUAAGUGCCGCCACAGCUCAGGCAGCGGAGAGGGCGGCAUCCAGCGUCCGGGAUUUUGCUCAGAAAAGCUUCCGCCUGUCCUUGGACGUCAAACUGAAGGCGCCACUCAUCAUCAUCCCCCAGUCAUCCACCUCCCAUGAGGCCCUUGUGAUGGACCUGGGUCUGAUCACAGUGGCAAACACCUUCUCCCUCCUGCCAGUUGACGGAUGCCCCCUCCCCGCCGUCAUCGACAACAUGGACAUUCAGCUGACACAGCUAAAACUAUCCAGGAUCUGUUUGGACCAAACUUUGGGUCGACCCUCCAGCGAUCUGCUGGAACCCGUCAACCUGCACUUAAGGGUCAACAGGAACUUAGCAGCAUCCUGGUACAAGAAGAUGGCUGCCGUAGAGGUGGACGGCGACCUUAAGCCAAUGAAGGUGGAGAUUAGCCAGGAAGAUCUUAAGGUGCUGCUGAAGAUACUCACAGAGAACCUUGCAGAGGCUGCUCAAAUGGAACCAAGUGCCCCAAAACAAGAAACAAGUCUACAGCUGCAAGCACCUAUUGGUCCUCAGACAGGUGGUGCUGAGAAGCUCGGUGUGAAUGUGGACGACAAGGAUGAAACUUUGGAGACUGUGAAGUUUAACUUCAGCAUUGAAUCUCUUGGUCUGGUUCUGUACAGAGAUGAAGCCAAACAGUCUUCCGGUGUCCAGCACCAGGAGAACCUCCGCCUGGGAGAGUUUGCCCUCCACCUCUUGAAGGCUUCAGGGAAGAUCCGUAACAACGGCAGCAUGGAAGUCAGCACCAUCCUGACUAACUGUAUUCUGGAUGACCAGAGGACGGGCAUGGAGAGGGUGACCUCACGGAUGGUCGGCCGGCAAGAUUCGGAUAGCUCCGAAGUGAUGAUCGAUGUGACGUACCGGCAAUGUGCUGGGGAACGCGAGGUGGUGGCCGUACUGCAGAAACUCUAUGUGUGUGCCAGUGUGGAGUUCCUGAUGGCCGUUGCAGAUUUCUUCCUCCAGGCUCUUCCACAGGUGCCGACUAACGGUGUCAGCUUGGCGCCGAGUGAUAGGUUGGCCCUCAAACAGGUGGCAGAAACUCAAACUGAUGUGAAGAACGCGUCCAUGACGAGGACACAUGUCCGUGCGGUGGUUGUGGACCCGGAGGUGGUGUUUGUGGCCAACCUCAUGAAGGCUGACGCCCCCUCCCUGGUGGUGUCUUUCCAGUGUGACUUCAACAUGCAGGUGGAGGAUGACGGUGCCCAGACCAUGAGAGCUAACUUGAGAGCACUCAGGGUCCUGGCCUGUCCUUUCAUCCGCAACAAGCAGGACAAAGCCGUAACCACGGUGUUGAGGCCCUGCUCCGUUGUCCUGGAAACAAAAAAAAAUCCCAGCCAGCCACUAAGCGGCUCAGUGACGGUGGAAGAGAUCAUUGUCAAGAUCUCACCUUUCAUCCUCAACACAGUCAGAACCAUAACAGCUGCCAUGACCGCGAAGAAGAGCGGCGAGCAGAGCCAUGACUUGCGGCCGGAUGUCAGCACCGUGUGGUCUGUCAGUAACAUCUACACGUGUAACUUCUGGUUUCUUGGAGUGGACCAGGCCAUUGAGGUCACGGAGAGCUUCAGAGACCAGGAUGGACUGAAUGUGGGCGAGCGCUUUGCCGCUGAGGUCAAAGUCAUCCAGGUGACGCUGGAAUCUGGUCUAGGUCAUCGCACCGUCCCCCUGCUGCUGGCAGAGUCCUCCUUUAACGGCUCGGCCCAAAACUGGUCAUCUUUGCUACAGCUGAAAGCCAAUAUGACGCUUGAGGUGAACUACUUUAACGAGAUCCAUGCCGUGUGGGAGCCUCUGAUUGAACGAGUCGACGGCGGCACACGCAGAUGGAACUUGGACCUCGAGAUAAAAAGCAAUGCAGUUCAGGACAAGAGUCCUGUCCAUGGAGAUGACUUUGUCAUCCUUCCCGAACCUCUUACGGCUAUUAACAUCUGCUCCACCGACACCAUGAACGUAACAAUGACCCAGUGCACUGUCAACGUCUUCAACAACCUGGCUAAGGCCUUCUCGGAGGGAACCGCCCCCACCUUUGACUCCUCCAUGAAGGAGAAGGCUCCAUUCACCGUUCGCAACGCUCUAGGCAUCCCCGUCAUCGUGCAGCACAGCGCCAACUUGAGGCCGGUGGGCGUCCCGCAGCAAGGGAAGCUUCUCGAGCUUUCGGUGGACCAGACCAUGGACCUGGAACAUUCCGUGUUUGAAUCCUCCUCUCGGGGAAAACUGUCAGCUCUGCAGCGUCAGGAGAGCUCCUUGUUCUACUUCACCAUCGUGCCAACGGGAUACAGCGAGAUUGCCAAAAUUCCCGUGGACAAACCGGGCCGCUGCCUCUACAACGUCCGUGGUCCGAUGCUGCAGGAAGCCGUGUCCGUGCUGAUACAGAUCGAUGCUGCCGAGGGCAACAAGGUCAUCACCAUCCGCUCUCCUCUGCAGAUCAAGAAUCACUUUGCGAUGCCUUUCAACAUCCUUAAGUUCUGUCCGAAAUCCCGUAGCCUGCAAAGUCUGGGACAGGCCCACCCCGAGAAAGAAUUCCACAUCCCGUUAGACACUUACAGGUGCCAGCUGUACGUGCGUCCAGCGGGUUGUCUGGACAACCAGUACGGGCCGUCGUCCACAUGUGUGGCGUGGAAGGAGCAGGUGCACCGUAGCUCGGAGGUGCGCGCGCUGCUGCAGUGCCCGGCGGCCGACAGCAGCCUGCUGCCACUCAUGGUCAGCACCCUGGCCACGCCAGACGUCCUGCGCCACAUCACCAGUUACGGCGAGGACGACUGGGACCCCGCCUACGUCAUCCACCUCCACCCGGUGGCCACCUUGCGAAACCUGCUGCCGUACACAGUCCGCUACAUGAUGGAGAAUUCUGCCGAUUCCUGUGAACUUCCAGAAGGCAGCACGUCGGACCUCCUGAACGCUCGCGUGGCGGGCGAGAUCAUGUCGCUGGUUCUGAUGAAGUACCAGGGCCACGACUGGCACGGGCACAUUCGCGUGGAACAAAGCAUGCCAGAGUUUUUCCCCGUCUGCCUCACGAGCGACGCCAACAGCAGCAUGACGGUGGACGUGAGUGUGCACGUGGCGCGCACGCCCAGCCGCCUGCUGCUGUCCCUCUUCAGUCCUUUCUGGAUCAUCAACAAGACGUCCCGGGUGCUGCAGUACCGGUCGGACGACAUCUUGGUCAAACACCCGGCUGACUUCCGAGACAUCAUCCUGUUCUCUUUCAGGAGGAAAAACCUUCUCAGCAAGAACAAGCUGCAGUUGUGCGUCUCUACCAGCUCGUGGUCCGAUGGGUUCUCUCUGGACACGGUGGGAAGUUAUGGCUGCGUACGCUGUCCUGCCAACAACCUGGACUUCCUGGUGGGCGUGAGCAUCCAGAUGAGCAGUUUUAACCUGACCAAGAUCGUUACCAUGAGUCCCUUCUACACCCUGGUCAACAAGUCCUCCUAUGAGCUGGAGGUGGGAGAGAUCACCAGCCCGACGACGGCAAGGUGGCACUACAUCUCGUCCACUGAGUGCCUCCCUCUCUGGCCCGAUAGCAGCUCGGAGAAACUGUGUGUGCGCGUGGUUGGAUCCGAGUCGGCCUCCAAGUUCUUCUUCUUUAAUCGCCAGGACAACGGCACGCUGCUGUGCCUGGCCAUGUGUGGCGGUAUCAUCGUGGACGUCAACAUCUCCGACCACUCGACGGUCAUCAGCUUCAGUGAUUACUACGAAGGAGCGGCGCCCGCUUUGCUGGUCAACCACACGCCGUGGGUCAACCUCAGCUACAGACAAAGUGGUUGUGACGAGGUUCAUCAGCUGAAACCCGGCGAGGCUCGACGUUUUGCCUGGGACGACCCUGCUGGGCUUCGAACCCUCAGCUGGAGCUGCAUGGAACACUCUGGACAGACAGACCUUCUCAAGGACGAGGUCGGUCAGUUCUCCUACGACAGCCUGUCCCAGGUCCACUGGGUGUCCUUCUUAGACGGACGCCAGCGGGUGCUGCUCUUCACCGAAGAUGUUGCCGUGGUGACCAAAGCUCGACAGGCCGAAGAACUGGAGCAGUUUGAACAGGAAAUCAAGGUGUCACUUCAAAACCUUGGCCUCUCUCUGGUCAACAAUGCCAGCAGACAGGAAGUCGCCUACAUCGGCAUUCCCAGUUCAGGUGUGGUGUGGGAGAUGAAGAGGAAGAAUCGUUGGAAGGCAUUCAGUCAGAAGAUCAUCAAUUUAUUGGAGAAAACCUACCAAAAUCAACUCAGUGGGAAGACCCAGGGCGGCUGGGUCAAAGUAGACCACAACCUGGAGGUGAACCUCAGUGGCGUCAUCAUGAUGAUGCGACAGCCCUUUUCCUGCCCAGUGAGGAGGAACUUCCUGUCUGGGAUCCAGGUUGAGUUCAAACGGUCUCAGCAUCAGCGCAGCCUGAGAGCCCAACUACACUGGCUACAGGUGGACAACCAGCUGCCGGGCGCCAUUUUCCCCAUUGUCUUCCACCCGGUUCCUCCCCCGAAGUCCAUUGCCUUGGAUUCAGAGCCGAAGCCCUUCAUCGACGUGUCCGUCAUCACGCGCUUCAACCAGCACAGCAACGUCAUGCAGUUCAAGUACUUCAUGGCCCUGGUCCAGGAGAUGGCGGUGAAGAUCGAUCAGGGCUUCCUGUCGGCGGUCUUGGCUCUGUUCACGCCCGCCGCUGACCCUCAGGCGGAAGGACAAGAGACUCAGCUGAUCAAAAAAGACGUGGAGCUGCUGCAGGCUGAACUGAUGGAAAGUUCUCUGAGUGACACGUCAGGACUGAACUUCUUUGAGCACUUCCACAUCUCUCCCAUCAAGCUCCACCUCAGUUUGUCCCUGGGCUCAAGCGGAGAUGACUCGGCUCAAGACGUGGCCGUUGUUCAAUCCCUCAACCUGCUCUUGAAAAGCAUCGGCGCCACCCUGACGGACGUGGACGACCUCAUCUUCAAGCUGGCCUUCUUCGAGGUCAAGUACCAGUUUUACCGCAGAGAGAAGCUGAUGUGGGCGGCGGUGCGGCACUACAGCGAGCAGUUCCUCAAGCAGAUGUAUGUUCUGGUGCUGGGUCUUGAUGUCCUGGGAAACCCGUUUGGACUGAUCCGGGGUCUGUCUGAGGGUGUGGAAGCCUUCUUUUACGAGCCUUUUCAGGGGGCGGUCCAAGGCCCUGAGGAGUUCGCGGAAGGUUUCGUGAUCGGCGUCCGCAGCCUGCUGGGUCACACUGUUGGCGGUGCCGCAGGAGUGGUGUCCAGGAUCACGGGCUCGGUUGGAAAAGGUCUGGCCGCCAUGACCAUGGACAAAGAAUACCAGCAGAAGCGUCGCGAAGAGAUGAAUCGCCCCCCGAAAGACUUUGGCGAGAGUCUGGCUAAAGGAGGGAAAGGUCUGCUGAAGGGCGUCAUGAGUGGAGUGACAGGCAUCGUCACCAAACCCGUGGAGGGAGCCAAGAAGGAGGGCACCGCUGGGUUCUUUAAAGGCAUCGGGAAGGGUUUGGUGGGCGUGGUUGCCCGACCCACUGGCAGCAUCGUGGACAUGGCCAGCAGCACCUUCCAGGGCAUACAAAGGGUGGCGGAGUCCACAGAGGAAGUGACCAAACUUCGUCCAGUGCGACUCAUCAGAGAGGACGGAAUCAUCCGACCUUAUGACCUCACAGAGUCACAAGGCUUUGACCUUUUUCAGCGGUCUGAGAUCAAGCAGCUGGAAGGAGAAGUUUUCCGAGACUAUUGUCCGUUUCCUGGACACAGAAAGACCAACAUUGUCGUCACCAACAGGAGGGUUGUGUGUGUCAAGGAGCUCGACUUUGUGGGUCACUUCAGCAAAGACUGGGAGUGUUUGUUUGACAACUUCUACGCUCCUCCCACUGUCCUCGGAACGCAACUCAACAUUUACUGCAAGGAGCAGCACAAGUUGAAACUUCCCAAAAAAGACGUUCAAGAUUCAGUACGCGGCGUUCAGCUGAGAGACGCAAACACAGCACAGAAAAUGAUGGCGUCCAUAUCCGAUGCGUAUGUGUCACACCAACAACAUCACAUGAGCAGACGCAAGUCACAACGCUUCCUGAAACCCACCAGCAAGCAAUGAGUCCACUUCCUGUCCAAGUACUCACAUGUGUAUACCCACUUCCUGUUUGCAAGUACACUUCCUGUCUGGAGGCCUACUUGCAGCUGUAGGCACACUUCCUCUAUGCAAGUACACUUUCUUUCUACAUACUUACAUCUGUAGACCCACUUCCUGUUUGCAAGUACACUUCCUGUAUUCAAGUACGCUUCCGGUCUGUGGGUGCACUUCCUGUUUGUAGGCACACUUCCUAUAUGCAAGUACACUUCCUGUCUGUGUACACUUCAAUAUUUGUAGGCACAUUUCCAGCAAGUACACUUCCUCUAGUCAAGUAUGCUUCCUGUCUUUGGCUGCAUUUCCUGUUUGUAGCCACACUUCCUAUAUGCAAGUACACUUCCUGUUUGUAGGCACACAUCCUAUAUGCAAGUACACUUCCUACAUUCAAGUACACUUCCUGUGUGUGGGUACACUUCCUGUAUGUAGGCACAUUUCCUGCAAGUACACUUUCUGUAGUCAAGUAUGCUUCCUAUCUUUGGGUACAAUUCCUGUUUGUAGGCACGCUUCCUAUAUGCAAGUACACUUCCUAUUUGUAGGUACGCUUCCUGUGUGUUGGCACACUUCCUAUAUGCAAGUACACUUCCUGUGUGUGGGUGCACUUCCUGUAUUCAAGUACACUUCCUGUUCGUAGUCACAUUUCCUGUAAGUACACUUCCUGUAGUCAAGUAUGCUUCCUGUCUUUGGGUACACUUCCUGUUUGUAGGCACGCUUCCUAUAUGCAAGUACACUUCCUAGUUGUAGGUAAGCUUCCUACAUUUCCUGAUUGUUGGCACACUUCCUAUAUGCAAGUACACUUCCUAUAUUCAAGUACACUUCCUGUGUGUGGGUACACUUCCUGUAUGUAGGCACAUUUCCUGCAAGUGAACUUCCUGUAGUCAAGUAUGCUUCCUGUCUUUGGGUACACUUCCUGUUUGUAGGUACGCUUCCUGUUUGUUGGCACACUUCCUAUAUGCAAGUACAUUUCUUGUGUGUGGGUACACUUCUUGUAUUCAAGUACACUUCCUGUUUGUAGGCACAUUUCCUGCAAGUACACUUCCUGUCUGUGUACACUUCAAUAUUUGUAGGCACAUUUCCUGCAAGUACACUUCCUGUAGUCAAGUAUGCUUCUCGUCUUUGGGUACACUUCCUGUUUGUAGGCACGCUUCCUAUAUGCAAGUACACUUCCUAUUUGUAGGUACGCUUCCUACAUGUCUUGUUUGUUGGCACACUUCCUAUGUGCAAGUACACUUCCUAUAUUCAAGUACACUUCCUGUGUGUGGGUACACUUCCUGUUUGUAGGCACAUUUCCUGCAAGUACACUUCCUGUAGUCAAGUAUGCUUCCUGUCUUUGGGUACACUUCCUGUUUGUAGGCACGCUUCCUAUAUGCAAGUCAAUCAAUCAAUCAAUGUUUACUUAUAUAUCCCUAAAUCACUAGUGUCUCAAAGGGCUGCACAAACCACAACACAAACCACUACAAGUACACUUCCUAUUUGUAGGUACGCUUCCUGUUUGUUGGCACACUUCCUAUAUGCAAGUAUACUUCCUCUGUGUGGGUGCACUUCCUGUAUUCAAGUACACUUCCUGUAGUCAAGUAUGCUUCCUGUCUUUGGGUACACUUCCUGUUUGUAGGCACACUUCCUAUAUGCAAGUAUACUUAAUAUAUUCAAGUAUGCUUCCUUUAUGGAUGUUCACUUCCUGUUCAUAGGUAUUCUUCCUAUAUGCAAGUACACUUCCUGUAUGCAAGUACACUUACUGUUCAUAGGUCCAUUUCCUAUAUGCAAGUACACUUCCUAUAUGCAAGUACAUUUCCUGUUUGUCGGUACACUUUCUAUAUUCAAGUAUGAUUCCUGUUCAUAGAUCCAUUUUCUAUAUGUAAGUACACUUCCUGUUCAUAGGUACUCUUUCUAUAUGCAAGUACACUUCCUGUUCAUAGGUCCAUUUCCUAUAUGCAAGUACACUUCCUAUAUGCAAGUACACUUCCUGUUCAAAGGUCCAUUUCCUAUAUGCAAGUACAUUUCCUAUAUGCAAGUACACUUCCUAUAUGCAAGUACCCUUCCUGUCUGCCAGCGUGUUGGCGGUCAGUUGUCUCUGUGGACUCCAGAAGAGAAAUUCUUCUUCCAGAAGUUUUCUUAGCAAAGCACAAAGCCAAGAACAGGUUUGACUUGGUAAAAUGUUGUGGAGUUUAGACAAUGAUUCACUUUAAUGAAGGACGAGAUGUUAGUUUACAUUUGACUUAUUAAACGUCAGAAGGAAGGCCAGAGAAAAUAUUUUUGUAUGAUUUGGCGAGCAGCUUAAUAAAAGCUGAUGAAUGUUGUUGAGGUCACUUCCUGUCUGGACGAAGACUUCCAUGUUUUGUAUUUUUCUGUUUUGCAGUCCAAUUGUUGCAUUUGUCUUUCAAUGGAAACCCCAAAAAUGUAAAAAGUUUGAAAUAUUUUUUUUUAUAUUGUCAUUUUCACACUGGGCAAAUGUUUCAAUUUAAUGUUGAGAUUUUUGCACAAAGAAAAAAAUAAUUCUACUGAAUCAAUAAAAAAGUGAUUUAA
Molecule: messenger RNA, 13926 nt
Organism: Nerophis ophidion (straightnose pipefish)
Lineage: Eukaryota; Metazoa; Chordata; Actinopteri; Syngnathiformes; Syngnathidae
Gene: vps13c
Product: vacuolar protein sorting 13 homolog C
Exons: 87
Coding region: 109-11373 (3754 amino acids)
Biological process (GO): protein retention in Golgi apparatus; mitochondrion organization; protein targeting to vacuole
Cellular component (GO): extrinsic component of membrane
Source: RefSeq, a predicted model, not a curated record